AUGGAGGAAGAGGAGGAGGAAGCGAGGGCGCUGCUGCCAGGCGGCUCGGACGAGGCGGGCAGAGACACCCGGGCUACCCCUGCUGCCUCCGGGGCGCUGCAGGCCCUCUGCGACCCCAGUCGCCUAGCGCACCGGCUUGUGGUUCUUUUGCUGAUGUGCUUCCUUGGCUUCGGCAGCUACUUUUGCUAUGAUAAUCCUGCUGCCCUUCAGAUUCAAGUUAAACGGGAUAUGCAGGUGAAUACCACGAAAUUCAUGCUGCUGUAUGCCUGGUAUUCUUGGCCCAAUGUAGUUUUGUGUUUCUUCGGUGGCUUUUUGAUAGACCGAGUAUUUGGAAUACGAUGGGGCACCAUUAUUUUUAGUUGCUUUGUUUGCGUUGGGCAGGUUGUUUUUGCCCUGGGUGGAAUAUUUAAUGCUUUUUGGCUGAUGGAAUUGGGAAGGUUUGUGUUUGGGAUUGGUGGGGAGUCCUUAGCAGUUGCCCAGAAUACAUAUGCUGUGAGCUGGUUUAAAGGCAAAGAGUUAAACUUGGUGUUUGGACUCCAACUUAGCAUGGCAAGAAUUGGAAGCACAGUCAACAUGAACCUCAUGGGAUGGCUGUAUUCUAAGGUCGCAGCUUCAUUGGGUUCUGCUGGUCACACAACCCUUGGGGUCACACUUAUGAUUGGGGGUAUAACAUGUAUUCUUUCACUUGUCUGUGCCUUGGCUCUUGCUUACUUGGAUCAGAGAGCAGGACGAAUCCUUCAUAAAGAACAAGGAAAAACAGGUGAAGUGAUCAAGUUAACUGAUGUGAAGGACUUCUCAUUACCCCUGUGGCUUAUAUUUAUCAUCUGUGUCUGCUAUUAUGUCGCUAUCUUCCCUUUCAUUGGACUUGGAAAAGUUUUCUUUACAGAGAAAUUUGGAUUUUCCUCCCAGGUAGCCAGUGCUAUUAACAGUAUCGUAUACGUAAUAUCAGCUCCCAUGUCCCCAAUAUUUGGGCUUCUGGUGGAUAAAACAGGAAAGAACAUCAUCUGGGUUUUGUGUGCAGUGGUGACCACGCUUGCUUCGCACGUCAUGCUGGCCUUCACGCUGUGGAACCCCUGGAUCGCUAUGUGUCUCCUGGGACUCUCCUACUCACUACUCGCCUGUGCCUUGUGGCCAAUGGUGGCGUUUGUAGUUCCUGAACAUCAACUGGGAACUGCAUAUGGCUUCAUGCAGUCCAUUCAGAAUCUUGGGUUGGCGGUCAUUUCCAUCAUUGCUGGAAUGAUCUUGGAUACUCGGGGAUACUUGUUUUUAGAAGUUUUCUUCAUUGCCUGUGUUUCCUUGUCACUUUUAGCUGUCGUCUUACUCUACGUGGUGAAUCGUGCCCAAGGUGGGAACCUAAAUUAUUCUGCAAAAAAAAGGGAAGAAACGAAACUUUCUCAUGAAGAGUAA
Rangifer tarandus platyrhynchus (Svalbard reindeer) is the source of this 1407-nucleotide messenger RNA. The record is from the annotation of a GenBank genome assembly. Lineage: Eukaryota; Metazoa; Chordata; Mammalia; Artiodactyla; Cervidae.